CGCUCUCGCUCCAUUUUAGCGUCCUCCGUCUCCUGCGCCAGUAGAGCUAGGGUUUCUGCAUUCUCGCCGGCAGGAGUCGACGCAACCAUGGCGGCGCCCAUCGAGUCCGUCCAGUGCUUCGGGAGGAAGAAGACGGCCGUCGCCGUGACCUACUGCAAGCGCGGCCGCGGCCUGAUCAAGAUCAACGGCGUCCCCAUCGAGCUGGUCGAGCCGGAGAUCCUCCGGUUCAAGGCCUACGAGCCGAUCCUCCUCCUCGGGCGCCACCGCUUCGCGGGGGUUGACAUGAGGAUCAGGGUCAAGGGCGGCGGCCACACCUCGCAGAUUUACGCCAUCCGCCAGAGCAUCGCCAAGGCCCUGGUCGCGUACUAUCAGAAGUACGUGGACGAGCAGAGCAAGAAGGAGAUCAAGGACAUCUUGGUUAGGUAUGAUAGGACUUUGCUUGUGGCUGACCCGAGGAGGUGCGAGCCCAAGAAGUUUGGUGGACGCGGUGCUCGCGCCAGGUUCCAGAAGAGUUACCGUUGAAGGGGAAUUCGAGGAGGGAGUCGACAAGUUCUUCCUUAUAUUGUUCUACUUUUGUUUAUGUUUUAGCUUCUGGUUUUUGAGGACAUGGAUUCAGCUGAAGUUUCGAUUUGAUAUAUUGAUGAGUGUUUUGGCGGACCGGCUAGUCAGUGCUCAUUUUUGUUAUUUUAGGUACUCAUCUGUUGGCUAUAGCUGGUUGAAAGAUGAAUGCAUGAUUCACUUCCAAA
Syzygium oleosum is the source of this 746-nucleotide messenger RNA. RefSeq names its product 40S ribosomal protein S16. NCBI's taxonomy places the organism in Eukaryota, Viridiplantae, Streptophyta, Magnoliopsida, Myrtales, Myrtaceae. Gene Ontology annotation, cellular component: ribosome; cytosolic small ribosomal subunit. Gene Ontology annotation, molecular function: structural constituent of ribosome; RNA binding. The record is from RefSeq and is a predicted model, not a curated record. Gene Ontology annotation, biological process: translation; maturation of SSU-rRNA from tricistronic rRNA transcript (SSU-rRNA, 5.8S rRNA, LSU-rRNA). Bases 88 to 522 code for a protein of 144 amino acids. The transcript is spliced from 2 exons.